AUGAAUGACAAGGCGAUCAGAGGCUUGCAUCCUGGUCCAGACGUCCCCCCUGAAGUUCUCCGUUCUCGGAACGAGCUUUUUAACAAGCUACGUAACCAGAAGAAGAACGCCAAGACGGGUAGUCUUUGGGACAACUUCGAUGUGGAGUGGUGGGGUGGUCUACCAAAGCUAGUCUGCUUGUUCGGCGAUGAGCCGCUCAGCGCCGCGAACCCAUCCUUUACCAACGCGCACCACAUCAAGCAAGGUGCUUGCAAGGCUAUCAAACAGCGUGCAGCGUCACUCAGCCAGCAACAGCAACAGAGUGGAACCAGCUCCGCUGCGGCGGGCCCCAGCACGGCGGAUCAGCAGGCCCUCUCCAAGCGCCGGCGCGGCAUUGAUGGCCAGACCCUCCUCCCAGUGAUUCCCGCGACUCUCGCGGGGCAAGUCGUGGAGGAGCUUGGCAUGUUCUUCUACAGGAACAACGUGCCUAUUCACCUGAUCGAGAAGCCCGAGUUGCGGAACCUAUUCGGGCUGCUGGGCGUCACCCUGCCGAACCGGAAGCAGUUGAUGGGGCCAAUGCUGGACCGCGCCUUGUCUUGUCAACACUGGGUCUUCUAUCUAGCCCUACGGGACGUGCUCCAAGUGGCGCCCGACGCGGCGCGCAUCCUGCCGCUGCCGCCGGUCUUGCACAUACAGCCUGCCACUAAUUCCACAACUGCCGCUGGCAGCAACAACAACAGCGGCAACAGCAGCAAUAAGAAUAACGACAGUAAUGACACCAAGGGUGGGGGAGCCGCCACCGCUGCAGUACCCGCGUUUUGGCACAUAUUCGCAGCAGUGCUGCAGUGCCCGGAUGAAGACCUGAAGUACGUAUUUGGUGAGCCACGAGGCGGCGUGUGGGUCGAUCUGUGUGACUUGGCGACGGGGGAGACGACACUGCUGCGCCACAUCCUCACCAACCGGGAGCCCAGCAUGCGGUGCGCGGUGGUGGUCAAUGACAUGGCGGAGCUCAAUAUUGACGCGGCGCUAGUGGCCCAGGGGUCACUGGCGGCCGCCGCCACUGCCUCUGCCUCUGGUGCCGCUAGUGGCGGCGGGCGUCGAGCUGACCGGUCGGCGGCGGUGACGGUGACGGCAGCGGCGGCGCCGGAGCGGUUAGUGGAGCUGCAUAACGGCUGCAUCUGUUGUACAUUGCGCGGAGAUCUCGUACAGCAAAUUGCGGAAAUUGCUGCCGACGGGCGAUUUGAUUAUUGCGUAGUGGAGAGCACGGGCAUUGGGGAGCCGAUGCAGGUGGCCGAGACGUUUGAAUUCCCGCUGGACGGAUCUGACCCCGCAGCGGCGUUGGCGCUGGAGGCCGCGGCGGCGGCGGCGGUGGCGGCGAAUGAUGACGUGGCGGCGGCGGCUCCGGCCGCCGGUCCCCGCCGUCUCGCUGACGUGGCUCGCCUGGACACGUGCGUCACGGUGGUGGAUGCGGCCAACUUGCUCGACAACCUGAACAGCUUGGAGACGUUGAAGGCCCGCCAGGAGGCUCAGAAGGUACACGCGCACGGGGGGGGCCGCCGCAACAAGAAGAUCCUAACGGCGGCAGCGGCGGCGGCCUCGUACGACGAGGUUGCUGACGAUUUAGAGGAACAGCAUGAGGAGUCCGAUCACGACGAGGAUGAGGAUGAGGAGGAGUUGGAGCGCAACGUGGCAGAUUUACUGUUGGAUCAAUUGGAAUUUGCUGACGUCAUCUUGCUGAACAAGUUGGACACGGUUCCCCCUGGCCAGCUUCCCCGCCUGGUGGCGCUGGUGGGCGCCAUCAACCCCUCGGCCCGGCUGCUGCCCACCACCCACUCCCAAGUCCCGCUGACUGAGGUCCUCAACACGGGCAGAUUCAGCUUGGAACGCGCCAGGGAGGGGGCCGGCUGGCUUCGGGCCAUUCGUGAGGGUACGGAUUUGGUUCCGGAGACGGCGGAGUACGGCAUUACGUCAUUCGUGUGGCGCUCCCGCCGGCCUUUCCACCCCGCGCGUCUGCACGCGUUUAUGAUGAAAUAUUUCGUGUUGCAGCAGCCGGACUGGUCGAUGGCGGACGGUGGUGACGGCGGCGGCGGCGAUGACGGCGACGGCGAUGCGUGUAACGGCGCGCAGGCGCUGCCGGCGCCGACAGGGCAGGCGGCACAUUGGGCAGGAGGUGCAGACAGCGCCGGAAAUACCAAUUUCGGUUUAGGGGGCAACGUGGCAGUGGCGGCAGCGAAAGCGCAGGAAGCGGCUGCCGCACUUGCAGGCGCGUUUGGGGGCUUUAAUGCUGGUCGUAGUGGCAACCUCGUCACCGCCGCCGGCACCCCUCCCGCUGCCGCCGCGACGGCGGCGGCCGCGGAUCCGGCCGCUGCGGCGGCGGCCAAGGGCGCUGCGGCGGCGGCCAAGGGCGCUGCCCGUACGGCGGCAUUUGGCCAAGUUCUUCGGUCCAAGGGCUUUGCCUGGCUGGCUGGCCGCGACGAUCACGUUGGCGAGUGGAGUAGCGCCGGCAACCUGAUGAGGUUUGGGACCGGCGGGCCGUGGUACGACGUACUGCCCAGGGAGGCCUGGCCUUCUGAGCCUGCCAAGGUGGCCGACAUCGAGAAGGACUUCCUUCCGGAAAUCGGUGACAGGCGGCAGGAGCUGGUGUUCAUCGGAAUAGACAUGCUCCGAGACCAGCUGGUGGCGGAGCUGGAGGCAUCUCUUGCCACGCCGGAGGAGGAGGAAGAGAUCAGGAAGGUGGCGGCUGUAGCUGCAGCAGCUGCAGCUGUAGCUACUACGGCCGCCAGCUGCGGGGCCGGCGGCGGCGGUUGUCGCGGCGGGCCGCAGCGGCCUCCCAGCUCACUGGACCCCUUCCUGCCCUGGCCGGACAUCCGCGACAUCAUGGAUGCCGGAGGCGAUGAAGAGGAGGAGGAGGAAGAGGGGGAAGAUGAGGAGGAACAAGACGGGGAGGAGGACGAGGAGGAGGGUUUUGAAGAGGAGGAGGAGAUUGGAGAUGACGGACCCGUGGGUCGCUGGGAGCCGGGGGUGGUGUUGGAGGACUUGACUGAGGGCGCUGCGGAGCUUCAACGGCUGUUGGAUGAGACGGAGCAGCCGGCGGUGGUGGUGUUGUGGCACGCGCCCUGGGCCGCCGCCAGCCGGGAAGCGGAGGCGGGGCUGGCGGCGCUGGCGGUACGGCAUCCGCAGCUGGUGUUCGUACAACUGGACGUGACGGCGUCGCAGGCUAACGAAGCUCUCGCAGUGGGGGGUUGCCGGCUCAUGGUGCUGCCCAGCUCCCGCCGCUCUGACGCCCGACCCACCUUGCGUGACGGCUCCAAGUGGCCCGCACUCACACUGCACGUACCGCCGGGCUCGGGACUGCAGUACGAGGCCUACUUUGCAGGUCCCUCGGCACUGGCGGACCUCAGGUCGGAGCUCCUACGCCGCCAGGCAACUUGGGCCCCGGACGCGGCUGCAGCACCGCCCGCCGCCACCUCCACCGCCGCCGCCACCGAAACGUCUGCUGCACCAUCCGCUGCAACCGCGCUGCGGCGGCGGCGCCAGACGAACCAGUUCGACCCCGCCACGCAGCCGUCGAAGCCGACGUCGACAUCAACUGGGGCUGCGGCGGCGGCGGCUCCGACGGCGGCGGCGGCGGCGGCGGUGGCAUUGGCGACAUCCACAUCGAAAUCUGAUUGUUCCCCAGACCGCAACAGCCAUCACCACAGCCAUAGCAACUCGCAGCAGCAGCAGCAGCGGUCGCUGCCCCCUCCGUCCCCUCCUCCCCCCCGGCUGGUGGAGCUCCGGAGGGGGGCGGCUGACCUGAAGGCUCACCUGCUGGAAGCUCGGGACUCAGGAAGCUGCCUAGUGGUGGUGGCCUGGCUGAGUGCACCGCCGCCCAACUACCCGUCCACCCCCACGGCCUCAGUACCGUCGUCCUCAGCUAGCGGCGGCGCAGCCGCCACCAGCACCCUCGCUACACCGCCGCCGGCAUGCCGGAGCGCCAUACAGCAUCCGUCAUCAGCGCCGUACAGCACCCAGGACGGCGGCGCCGCCGGCUUGGAGCUUCUAGAGCUCUCGGAGCAGGAACAGGCGACGCUGCGUGUCGACGUCGCCGCGGCGUGUGCGUCGUACGGCGGUUCCGUACGGGUAUUGUUUGCGGAUCCCGGCGCCUCGGCGGCGAACCGAGCGCUGGCGGAGGCCUUGCGGGUGGCGGCGGCGCCGACGCUGCAGGUGUAUGCUGACAUGAAGAUGGUCAAAUCACUCAAGGGCGCAGCAGCGGUCGGCAAGCUGGCGGCGGCCCUUAGGGAUGUGGCGCCGGCGCCGCCGCCGCUGCCGCCGCCGCCGCUGCUGCCGGUGGGAACACCAUCAGCCGCGUCAGCGGCUAUAACCUCUCAAUCCAUAGAAACGUCGCCAUCGACGCUGUCUCCAGGCUUUUUGCCUGUAACUGCUGCUACUACGACAAGUGUCACUGCUACUGCUAUUGCCCCUUCGGAUCACCCACAAACGCUGCACCCACAAGCGGACAAAGCGAUUAGUAUCUAUGACCCUCCGACCGGCAAGUAUGCCAAGCCGGGCAUGCGCAAGCAGUUUGGACCUCGUGGUCGUGGUGUGUAUUGGCCCCGCAUGCCGUGUCUGCGGUGUGGGUGCCCCUGGUGGCUCGGGGAGGACUGGGACGCCGAGUGUGUCAGGUGCGGCUGGGAUUGCGAGGCAGACGGUUACGAUGACGACUCCAACCCGCUACCCGCCUACAAGGCCAAGUACGACGCAUUUACGGCAGCGCUGCGGGAGGGCCGUACGGCGGUUUGGAAAGGAAAGCACGUGGGGCCCCAAGGCUGA
Volvox carteri f. nagariensis is the source of this 4791-nucleotide messenger RNA. RefSeq lists its product as uncharacterized. The transcript has 18 exons. Lineage: Eukaryota; Viridiplantae; Chlorophyta; Chlorophyceae; Chlamydomonadales; Volvocaceae. The coding region runs from base 1 to 4791 and encodes 1596 amino acids. The record is from RefSeq and is a predicted model, not a curated record.